Messenger RNA from Suillus paluster, 1450 nucleotides. RefSeq lists its product as uncharacterized. The coding region runs from base 14 to 1273 and encodes 419 amino acids. The record is from RefSeq and is a predicted model, not a curated record. Lineage: Eukaryota; Fungi; Basidiomycota; Agaricomycetes; Boletales; Suillaceae. The transcript is spliced from 4 exons.
CAAAGUCAAGAAAAUGUUGAAUGCGCAGACCUCUUUUGCUGCGCAUAGCUUCUCUCUGAAACCAGUCGAACAGUCAUCCAGCACGGCUACAUGGUCACCAAAUGAUCCGCCACCUCAAAGUUUUUCCUCUUCUUCAUCGCAGGACCCCGUCGCAGGUCUAUCAUCCCUACACACUCCCACCGUAAACGGAUCUAUCAGUAAUACAGCAUCCAGUCUGGUGAGCUAUCUGCACAAUCGAACCGCCGAGGAUCUGCAUAUCAUAAGGGAAACUGCGGAGGGUUUUGCUUCGUGCCUUGCUGCUGAUCACGCAGCGGUACUGAAUCCUGACGUGGAUUCUCCUUUUGUUGAUGCAGUGGAUGUUGUUCAUCGGCUUCUUCCAUAUCACGUCUUUCAACAACCUCAAGAAGACCUAAGGACUGUCACUGAAAGGAGACGUGCGAAAGGGAAGGGGAAGGCCCACGAUGUCAUCCGGGAUGAAAUUGAAGACACUCAAUUUGCACUGGAAUGUCACCGUCGACUGAGAAAACUUCAGGCGCGGUUCCGACGCGCUAAAAUGAAGUCCGGCGUGCGACCUUCGCCAGACGAUCAAUCAUACGUGCUGACUCAAGCUGUAGUAGAGUACGAACGGGCAGAAACCUCAUCUGUCAGCACCGAGUUACGCAACGCACGGAACGAACUGGACGCGUCACAACGUGAAAAACGCGUCGCGGCAAAUGUUACCGUCAGUUCCUUUCGCCCAGCCUAUUAUCCUCAAGCCUCCCAAGCCCAGUACUAUCGCACGUACCCAUACGCAUUCACUCAACCAUAUACCAAUACCUCUCAAGGGACUACAACGUCGAGUUUUUACUCGACGCCCUCAUCAACUGCUUCAGCCGCUACCACUACGACAUCGACUUCUGGUGCAAUUCCAGUACAGCUACCCGUUAGUUCGUUGUCCUCCCUUCAUGCUCUCGGAAUAGUGCCUAUCCCCGCUGCGUCGCUCCCGCCUCCAGAUCAGCCACAGCCAGCAGCUGUGCUACGAGGGUCUACUUCCAAUGGAACAAUUUUGAGUCUAGAGAUAAAUGUGUCGCUGCUACAGUCACCGCAAGUGAGCGGGUUGGCAUAUUUAUUGAAUACUAUGAUGUCGAGGGGUGUGUCUUCUGGGCAAGGGAAUACUAGUUCGACGACAGGAGGACAGCCUUCUUCUGUUGCUACGUCGGACACCGCGGCUUCAUCACAUACGGCUGACAACGGCACGCUUGGAGUAGUCGAGCAGGGAGAUGGGUCAGCUUGAUGGGUAGGACAUUUGUUCUUGUCACACCUACGGUCGUGCAAUAAGGUAAUGCGAGUUAUAGUAAUAGUUACUAUGUUGGCGAAGUCUCUGGCCUACAUAAUUCAACGUGAAGCGGUAUUAUCACGCUGGCUUGUAUCACUGUGCGAAUGUUGGUGCGAAGAUCGAGGACAGUACUAC